Molecule: messenger RNA, 2295 nt
Organism: Papilio machaon (common yellow swallowtail)
Lineage: Eukaryota; Metazoa; Arthropoda; Insecta; Lepidoptera; Papilionidae
Product: venom carboxylesterase-6
Exons: 11
Coding region: 379-2292 (637 amino acids)
Molecular function (GO): hydrolase activity
Source: RefSeq, a predicted model, not a curated record
UAGAAUCCGCGCGCUUGCGAUUUCUUAGCUUUACAAUAAGUAAAAUAAAGAGGUGCGUGAAGUGUAGAUCGUGGUCAAUUGAAAGAAGUACAAUAAAUAAGACUGUUUUUUUUUAUGACUUUAUAAUAUUUACGUUAUUCUCAAUUGAUUUCAAACUGCAAACAGUUUGUUUAUAUUCAAAUUAUGUAACCGGAUUGCAAACUGCAUUCUUGAAAGGUGAAAAUAAAGGAAGCAAGAAAUAAGUGAACUUAUUUGCCAGAGACUAUAAGGUGUUGUGCUUAAACUAAGUAUGGCUUGUUCCACGAAUCCGUAGUGUGGAAAAACAUUUCUAUGAAUAUUCUAGAAAUAUAGUGAUCCAGAGACUUUGAGAUUAUAAAGAUGCGUGUGCGUUGGUGGCGCGCUGUGUUGGUCUGUGCGUGCGCACUGGUGCUAAGAAGUGACGCGCUGCCCCCCGCCGCCCUCGGGGAUGUAGUUGUCAACGCUGCCAACAGCCUCAACUCUAUGAAGGUAACAGGAGCAUGGCGACGUCUGUCCAGUACGGUGAGCGAGUCUGUAGGGUUGAAGCACGCACUGCGGCGGCUGCAAGCGGUGCCGGCGCGUGCGGCGCGGCUCGUGCACGCUCUGGUCGACCGCAUGCGGGUCGGUGGCGGUCCUGUCGUCAACACACGGCUCGGCGCCUUGCGGGGACGGCGGCUGGUCACCAGGACUGUGUCGCAGAUACCCUAUUACAGCUUUAAAGGAAUACGAUAUGCACAAUCACCACGUGGCCGGUUAAGAUUCAAGCCGCCCGCGCCACUGGAGCCGUGGUCAGGGGUGCGAGACGCGUUAGAAGAAGGCGCCGUCUGUCCUCAUAGGUUUAUGUUGUUUGACACGUACAAAGGAGACGAAGACUGUCUAUUUUUAAACGUGUACACCUCUGCACUGCCUGACAAGCUAAUAGGGUACAAUCCAAAAUUAGCGGUAAUGGUUUGGAUUCACGGCGGGGCAUUUGCAGUUGGAUCUGGGAACGCAUUCCUAUACGGGCCUGAUCAUUUGGUGGGGGCUGGCGUGGUGCUAGUCACUCUCAACUACAGGCUCGGAGCUCUUGGCUUCUUGAGCCUCGAGAAUGAUGAGGUGCCAGGAAAUAUGGGAUUAAAGGAUCAAGUGAUGGCUUUGAAAUGGGUCCGAGACAAUAUUGAGUUCUUCGGCGGGGACCCGAACAGGGUGACCAUCUUUGGCGAAUCAGCUGGUGCCGUGUCGGUUCAUCUGCACAUGUUGUCGCCAGCUUCUCAGGGUCUUUUCCACCGAGUGAUAGCGCAGAGUGGUUUGGCGCUGUCACCAUGGGCCUUAGGGAAGAACCCACGAGAGAAAGCCUUCGAGUUGGGCAAAGAGCUCGGUAUUGAAACCAACAGUACUGCAGAACUUCUUGGUUAUCUAAGAGCAACGCCGAGUGAACUACUAGUGAAGGCAGGCGCAAGGAUCGCGGGUGCGCCGGGCAAGACGGCCGACCUACAGAGCACAGUGGCCCUGCCCUUCCUGCCAGUGCUGGAGCCCGAGGGCCCCGAAGCCUUUCUCACUACCAACCCCAGAGAAUCCUUACCAGGAGCUGACGUGCCACUUCUCACAGGGUACAACGCUCAGGAAGGAAUUAUACUAUUCAGACGUCUGCAACGCUAUCCGAAGUUACUCAGUGAGUUGGAGCAUGAAUUCCGUCGCGUGGUACCGCCCGAAUUGAUAUCUUCUGAUGAAAAGCGGACCGACAAGGUUGCGGAUCACAUCAGAGCUUUCUACUUCCAGCAGCGCCCAGUCGAUGCACGGAACAUCAACAGUCUUAUUGACUUAUUCACGGACGUGAUGUUUUUAAGGCCAGUGCUCCAAACGAUUCGACUCCAAGCGGCCACCAACAGGACGAGCCCCACGUAUUUGUAUCGGUUCGCAUUCGACGGCGCGCUUGGCCUGUUCAAGCGAAUGCUCGGCAUAUCCCACCCGGGCGCUUGUCACGGCGACGAAAUGGGAUACCUCUUCUAUUUCUCUAGACUUAAUUACAGAUUGGACGACGAAUCGACUGAACUUGUAGUCUCUAGAAAGAUGGUGCAAAUGUGGACAAACUUUGCGAAGACUGGAAACCCAACCCCGCCGGUGGAUUACGAAUCGAUUUUAGACUUUAAAUGGCUUCCCGUAAAUGAGACGGAACACAUGAAUUAUCUCAACAUAAAUGGAAACUUCACAUUGCAAACAGACCCCGAAGCAAAAAGAGUAAAGUUUUGGGACUGGCUGUAUGAUAAUUAUGCCAAUAAAUCAAUGCAAGUUUAAAUA